UUCGCAAUUCUCCAUCCCCGCGCCGUCUCCUCUGUUUUCUUGUGAUGCUGCAGAAUGUUCCGUACCUCUCAGGUGUAAGGUUGGAUGUACAGUUUUGAGGAAGACUUGAGGCUAUUUCACACGGACUCUCCUGGAUUUAAAAGGUUAAGGAUCUCCGAUGCCAUGCGACCCACCUCCUCUCCUCAGUGAGACAGCCCAUACCUAAACCUCCAGGACCCCACAGGAUAGGAGAGAGAUGUGAAGCCAGCUCUCGGCUCAUGCUUUAAGGCCCGAGAGAGAGACCCAGAGACCCAGACUCUGAGAGUUGUGGGUACACAGCGUUAUCUAAUGGAUGGCAGAGUGACUAAGUGAAGGAAGGAACUCAGAACAGAACUGACGUGAGGUCAUAAUGAGUGGUCAGCAAGGCGAGCCGGCCAUCGGCCACAGCCAUGUUGGUGAGGUCAGGAACAACAACCAGAACAGCCAUGUUGGUGAGGUCGAGAGCAACAACCAGAACCAGCAGGCCGGGGGAGGGGGAGUGGGAGCGGUGAUACCCGAUGGGGAUGCUAAUGCUAACCAGAUGAUCCAGAUGGGGGAGGGGGGCAGCGACGGCGGAGGGGAGAGUACAGGAGGAGAUGUUGACACUCUGCCCCCCCUGAUGUCUCAGACCACUGUGGUGUCUCAGACAGUCACAGAGGAGCAGAAGAACAAGAUCGUCAUCUGGGGGACAGACUCUCAGUGUGACGACCCUGAGCUGGCCGAGUUUGAGAUGUUAGAAUGUCAGGAGCUGGAGGCAUACCUGGUAGAAGAAGAGGAGGAGGAAGAGGAGGCGGAGGAGGUGGUAUGUGUAGGAGUAGGAGUGAAAGGAGGUGCACGGCAGAUCCUCCUGGACCAGCCUGUCUCCAUAGUGGAUCUAGUCUCUGACAGUAGAGAGAGAGGAGGGAGGAGGACUAUUCAACGGGGCUCCGGCGGGCAGGACGCCGCCAUCAUGGACUCUGGAGGAACCAAAGGGACGGCGGAGUAUGUGACGAGGACAGAGUUCAGCUCUGAGAACCAUGUCUUGGUGUCCCGCCUGUCCACUAUGUCCACUCUGGAUGGGAGUCUGGUCAGUGCUCUGGACGCCGCUGGACGGACACAGGCCACCACCACAGACUCCUGGCACGUCCCCUCUGGACCCUCAGGAUCAGACGGGACCAUCUUAGAGGAUCUCACCCUGGCCUCCCAGUCUUGUAUCACCAUCUCAGACCAGUCCAAGGCCUCUCAGCCAUCCAAACAACCUCAGGCUCCAUCUAAAAGCACAAUACAACGAGCUGACCUCGAUCUAAACCAGAACACAACUGUUAGGUCUGGGGAGGUUGUCGUUCCGGAAGCACAAGUCAGUGACAACGUCGUAGUGGGUCGUUGUAAAUGUCAGCAGAACACGGAGGAAGAUCAGGGCAAUGAAAAGCACAACCAGAAUCUGGAGCAGAGGUACCAGGAUGUUAGAGGCAGUGAAGGGAAGGCAGCUGAGGAACACCAAGAUGCUAGAGUUAGUGGGGGAAAGGCAGCUGAGGAACACCAAGAUGCUAGAGGUAGUGGGGGGAAGGCAGCUGAGGAACACCAAGAUGCUAGAGGUAGUGGGGGGAAGGCAGCUGAGGAACACCAGGAUGCUAGAGGUAGUGAAGGAAAGGCAGCUGAGGAACACCAAGAUGCUAGAGGUAGUGGGGGGAAGGCAGCUGAGGAACACCAAGAUGCUAGAGGUAGUGGGGGGAAGGCAGCUGAGAAACACCAAGAUGCUAGAGGUAGUGGGGGGAGAGCAGCUGAGGAACACCAAGAUGCUAGAGGUAGUGGGGGGAAGGCAGCUGAGGAACACCAGGAUGCUAGAGGUAGUGAAGGAAAGGCAGCUGAGGAACACCAAGAUGCUAGAGGUAGUGGGGGGAAGGUAGCUGAGGAACACCAAGAUGCUAGAGGUAGUGGGGGGAAGGCAGCUGAGGACCACAAGGUUAUUCCCCCUGAUAUGAACCACAACUCACCCGCCAAGUUAGGCACAAAUGGGAUUCAAUCUGUUGAAACCAGAAGCUUGAAGAAGCUCGGCUCUUUUGAUAAAACUUCAAAGGAACAAGGCUCCUUCGGACAAAGCAUGAAGAAAACGACUUCAUUUGAACAAAGCAUAAAGAAAACAACCGUGUUUGAAAACACCACAAAGAAGUCGGCCUCAUUUGAUAGAAGUUUGAAGAAAGAACCUUUCUUAGAUAGAACGUUGAUGAAAGAGGCAUCCUUCGACAGAACGUUGAGGAAGCAGGGCUCGUUUGAACGCAGCUCCAGUCCUUCUAGCCUGGAUGGGAGGAAGCCUUGGGGUAGCCCAAGCAGGAGCCCCAGCCGCCCCGCCACCCCUCCCUGGUCCCCCAGGAGACCAGCCCCCUCCUCCCCCGCCAAGACCAGCUCCAGACCUCCCUCCUCCACCUCUCCAGCCAAGGCCAGCAACCAAGCCUCCAGCCAGGACCGCAGCGACUCCCCACAGAGGGGUACCACCAGUGGCCUCAAAGCACCUAGUAAGGUAUGUGUAAUCAGCAGCAUCCCCAAACCCAUCUCCCCUCAGCCACCUGCGGACCCUAGGAGGGCCUCUCCUCACACACCCAAACCCAUCUCCCCUCAGCCACCUGCGGACCCUAGGAGGGCCUCUCCUCACAAACCCAAACCCGCCCGUCCAAAGAUCAUCACGUACGUCCGUAAGAACCCCCAGGGGAAGUCCCAGGGGACGGAGGUUGACCCAAAUGAAGCCUUGACAAUCCCUCUCCGCCUGUCCUCUUCCCACCCCAGCCCUCCUACAGCCCACAGGAAGCCCCACAAGACAGGGCCCCAUUCUAAGGCCUCACAGGUGCUCUGCUCCUCUAAUAUACUAUUUGAUAAGUACCGGCAGGAGAUGCAGAAGGCAGGAUACUUUCCCCCGGGUACCGGCAUGACGUCGCUGGGCAUCAAACCUCCCAGCCACCCUCCUCCUCACAACCUCUCUUUGAACUCUGAGAGCUUUCAUGGGGAAUUGCCUGACAGAUACAUGCAUGAGCUGGCUCCAGCACCUUCACAGCUGGCUCCCCAGGAGGGGACAGGCCUCUACCGUUCCCCCAGGCCCAGAGGGCCCCAGCUGGGGUUAGGGGCCGUCACCCGGCAGCCUGCUGCAGCCAAGAACAGGACUAUGUUCCAGGGCCAGACCGGUCAGAGGUCAGGGGUCGUGACCCUCAGCCAUCCAGGACAGCAACAGGCACCGCCAGGGAACAACCAGGGAAACCACGACUCCACAGCAGACCAGAGGACGCCAGGUCCAGAGACCACCGUGGCCAGGACCCUGCUGCCUAAACCGGGUCAGUCUCGUCUGCGACCCCCAGGCUUCUCGGCCUUGCCACCUGCCCGUCUGGUCGCCUUCGGCUUUGUACGCAGCUCCAGUGUCUCCUCGGUUUCCAGCAACCAAACGACAGUGAGCAACCACAGCGACCCCUGCCGACCCUCCCAACCCUGGCGGUACUACUGCUACCACAAGGCCAGACUGUGUUGUCUGGAGACUGGCAGUACUACUGCUACCACAAGGCCAGACUGUGUUGUCUGGAGCCUGGCGGUACUACUGCUACCACAAGGCCAGACUGUGUUGUCUGGAGCCUGGCAGUACUACUGCUACCACGAGGCCAGACUGUGUUGUCUGGAGCCUGGCGGUACUAAUUCUACCACGAGGCCAGACUGUGUUGUCUGGAGCCUGGCGGUACUACUGCUACCACGAGGCCAGACUGUGUUGUCUGGAGCCUGGCAGUACUACUGCUACCACAAGGCCAGACUGUGUUGUCUGGAGCCUGGCAGUACUACUGCUACCACAAGGCCAGACUGUGUUGUCUGGAGCCUGGCAGUACUACUGCUACCACAAGGCCAGACUGUGUUUUCUGGAGCCUGGUGGUACUACUGCUACCACGAGGCCAGACUGUGUUGUCUGGAGGCUGGCGGUACUACUGCUACCACAAGGCCAGACUGUGUUGUCUGGAGCCUGGCAGUACUACUGCUACCACAAGGCCAGACUGUGUUGUCUGGAGCCUGGCGGUACUACUGCUACCACGAGGCCAGACUGUGUUGUCUGGAGCCUGGCAGUACUACUGCUACCACAAGGCCAGACUGUGUUGUCUGGAGCCUGGCGGUACUACUGCUACCACGAGGCCAGACUGUGUUGUCUGGAGCCUGGCGGUACUACUGCUACCACAAGGCCAGACUGUGUUGUCUGGAGCUUGGCAGUACUUCUGCUACCACAAGGCCAGACUGUGUUGUCUGGAGCCUAUCAGUACUACUGCUACCACAAGGCCAGACUGUCUUGUCUGGAGCCUGGCGGUACUACUGCCACCACGAGGCCAGACUGUGUUGUCUGGAGCCUGGCAGUACUACUGCUACCACAAGGCCAGACUGUGUUGUCUGGAGCCUGGCGGUACUACUGCUACCACAAGGCCAGACUGUGUUGUCUGGAGCCUGGCGGUACUACUGCUACCACAAGGCCAGACUGUGUUGUCUGGAGCCUGGCGGUACUACUGCUACCACGAGGCCAGACUGUGUUGUCUGGAGCCUGGCGGUACUACUGCUACCACAAGGCCAGACUGUGUUUUCUGGAGCCUGGCGGUACUACUGCUACCACGAGGCCAGACUGUGUUGUCUGGAGCCUGGCGGUACUACUGCUACCACAAGGCCAGACUGUGUUGUCUGGAGCCUGGCGGUACUACUGCUACCACAAGGCCAGACUGUGUUGUCUGGAGCUUGGCAGUACUUCUGCUACCACAAGGCCAGACUGUGUUGUCUGGAGCCUAUCAGUACUACUGCUACCACAAGGCCAGACUGUGUUGUCUGGAGCCUGGCAGUACUACUGCUACCACAAGGCCGGACUGUGUUGUCUGGAGCCUGGCGGUACUACUGCUACCACGAGGCCAGACUGUGUUGUCUGGAGCCUGGCAGUCCAAGCAGUGGUAGUGAUGACAUCCCCCUUCACCUGUCCCCUGUACCCCCCAGCCAGAGCAGCCCCCAGCCCCCCAACGCCCCUGCCCUCCACCGCCGCUCCGUGCAGCCCCCGGCCCGGGUCUCUCCCACAGUCCGAGGUAGACCAGCAGAUCGUGGUGGGUCAGAGGUCGGAGGUCAGGAGUGUGAGCGUGCCCUGGUGCAGAAGCUGAGAGAGCGCUGUGAGGACCAGGCUCGACAGCUCCUGUCUCUGCAGGCUGAACUGAAGAGGGCUUCUCUUGGACUAGAGGUGUUUGCCAUUACUACACAGCACUUCUGCCACAAGAGUGAGAGUGCCAUCCUGAAGGAGAGGGAACUGUCCCUGGAGCUUGCCAGGAUCAGGGAUGAAGUGGCCUCAAGUGUGUCGCGGUGGGAGAUUCUGCAGCAGGACAAGGGGGAGUUGGAGCGGAGGUUUGAGCGGGAGCUGGAGGGUCUGCGUGCCCAGCAGCAGAGUGAGCUGGGCCGGCUGGAGGAGAGACUGAGGCAGUAUCACAGCCUAGAGAUACAGCGCCUGGAGGCCCAACGACAGGAGCAGCUGGAGAGACUGAGGACACAGCAGCUGGAGCAGAUGGAGGAGGUGACGGAGAACCAUGAGGAGGCUCUGACUGAAAUGGAGAACAACCACAACGACACGCUGGUCACUCUCAAGGAGGAGCAUGCCAGGACUGUCAAAAACCUGAAGAUGGCCCAUGAGCAGCAGAGGAAGUCAUUGGAAGAGGACUUUGAGAAGCUCAGACUGUCGCUGCAGGACCAGGUGGACACGCUGACGUUUCAGAACCGCAGCCUGAGAGACCGAGCCAAGCGCUUUGAGGAGGCUCUACGCAGGAGCACCGACGAACAGAUAGUGGAUGCUCUGGCUCCAUACCAGCACAUUGAGGAGGAUCUGAAGAGCUUGAAGGAAGUUCUUUUAAUGAAGAAUCAACAGAUCCACGAACAGGAUGUCAAGAUCUCAGAGCUGGAGAGAAUGGCCCAAAAGAACGUGUUCCUGGAGGAAAGAGUGCAGAUGUUACAGCAGCAGAAUGAAGACCUGAGGGCCAGGAUAGACAAGAACCUAGCCAUGUCCAGACAACUCUCGGAAGAGAACGCCAACCUCCAGGAGUCAAUGGAGAAGGAGAGCAACGAGAAGAAACGCUUGAGUCGGAACAACGAGGAGCUGCUGUGGCGUCUGCAGAGCCCUCACAUGUCCCCCACCGGCUCCCCCAUCCACCGAGGCUCUCCCAUCCUCCACUCCUCCAACACCUCCUCCCCUGGUCACCACCGUUCCUCCGCUGGCCCUGGGUCACCCGCACGACCGCACUCCUACCACCAAUGAGACGCCUCUCCUCAAUGCCUUCCCAUCGUCUCCAUCUCCCUAAUCUCCUUUUCCAGAUGAGGGGGAUGAUGGAAGAGCAUUUCUUCCUCCCACUACAUCCCUUCAUCCAUCCACUGACUUCGUCCAUCCCACUGACUUCGUCCAUCCCACUGACUUCAUCCAUCCACUGACUUCAUCCAUUCACUGACUACAUCCAUCCACUGACUCCGUCCAUCCACUGACUUCAUCCAUCCACUGACUUCAUCCAUCCCCUGACUUCAUCCAUCCACUGACUUCACCCAUCCACUGACUCCGUCCAUCCACUGACUACAUCCAUCCACUGACUCCGUCCAUCCACUGACUCCGUCCAUCCACUGACUUCAUCCAUCCACUGACUUCAUCCGUCCACUGACUUCAUCCAUCCACUGACUCCGUCCAUCCACUGACUUCAUCCGUCCACCGACUUCAUCCGUCCACUGACUUCAUCCAUCCACUGACUCCGUCCAUCCACUGACUUCGUCCAUCCACUGACUUCAUCCAUCCACUGACUCCGUCCAUCCACUGACUUCAUCCAUCCACUGACUUCAUCCAUCCACUGACUUCAUCCAUCCACUGACUUCAUCCAUCCACUGACUCGUCUUGGGAAGUCCCUUCCUUUUUCUCUCCCUUUUUUUAAUAUGGAGGACGGAGGAACUUCUCCUUCUACCCACAACGUCUCUCCUUCCAUCCAUUCAUCCCCGGAACUCUGGGACUUUUCAUCCAUCAUUUUCCUCUUUAAUUUUUAUUCUCUUUAUUUAAUCAACGUUCUAUCCCGACGAGGGAGAAAUAUGUCUCCAUCCAGUCAACUCCAGAAACGUUUUCCCCCUUAGUGCAUAUUAGUGUCCCUAUCUAAGGAUAGUUGGCUUCAAUGCUGACCAGACCCGUUUGAGGGGGGGGGGGGGG
Oncorhynchus mykiss (rainbow trout) is the source of this 7204-nucleotide messenger RNA. The record is from RefSeq and is a predicted model, not a curated record. Lineage: Eukaryota; Metazoa; Chordata; Actinopteri; Salmoniformes; Salmonidae.